GUUUCAGUAGCGCGAGGCAGCGCGAGCUGCGUGUUCAGUGGUUCCUGCUUCCGGCGCGCAGAGCCUCUCAGCAAACUUUCAGCAGUCCGGCCGCCCGCCCGCCGACACACUCCGUCCCGUGCUGAAAACUCCAGACUGAUCUGACAAAUUACCAGUUGUCAAAACACAGACUGAGCUUGUCAAACUGCGACAUGCAGGAAUCCAAGACAGAUCAAGCAUCCAACAGCAGUCCAGCUGGCCAGGAGCGACUGAACUUGGGCGUGGAGCAAGUGACCAAUGAGACACCAGUAAAAACAUCUACACCCAGCACGCACCAGAUACAACAGGCACUUCAAGUUGCUCAACAACAGCAACAGCAGAGUGGGGAGAAGUCCCAGAAGAGCGUGGAGAAGGAGGCAGAAACCCAGGUGCCUGUAUCGCUGGCCAUGAUGACUCCUCAGGUGAUCACACCUCAGCAGAUGCAGCAGAUCCUUCAGCAACAAGUCCUGAACCCUCAACAGCUGCAGCUGCUUUUACAGCAACAACAGGCAUUGAUGUUGCAGCAGCAACAGCUCCAGGAGUUCUACAAGAAGCAGCAGGAUGAGCUCCGACUGCAGCUCCUCCAGCAGCAGCACACCGGCAAACUCAGCAAAGAGCAGCAGAUGCUCGCCCAGCAGAUGGCUGUCCAGCAGCAGCUUCUCUCUCUUCAACAGCAGCAUCUGCAGAGGCAAGGACUGCUGACUCUCCCGGCCACGGCACUCACAUCGCUGUCCCAGAGUCUGAUUCCUGCAGAACUGCAACAGUUGUGGAAAGAUGUGACGGAGGUUAGAUCGGAGGAAAAAAGCAGUGGUGAGAAGUCACCCUCUUCUUCUAAACCGCCUGUUCUUAACCAGCACCCCAGUACCAACGGACACCACACACCCCGGCCAGUCAGGAGAGAGAGUUCACAGGAGGCUCAGAGCAAUCACCCACUCUAUAGCCACGGUGUGUGUAAGUGGCCUGGCUGUGAGGCUGUGUUAGGAGACUUCCAGUCUUUCCUCAAGCAUUUAAAUAGUGAGCAUGCACUGGACGACAAGAGCACAGCUCAGUGCAGAGUUCAGAUGCAAGUUGUUCAACAGCUUGAACUGCAGCUAGCAAAAGACAAAGAACGUCUCCAGGCCAUGAUGGCCCACCUCCAUGUCAAAUCUACUGAGCCAAAACCAACUCCACAGCCCGUGAAUUUGGUUUCCAACCUCACACUGGCAAAGGCCACUGCUCCCAAGCCCACUCCCUCCAUGAGCCUUUCCCAGAGUGCCACAGCACCAUCAACACCACUCACAUCACUUCCUCAGACUCCCAGUGUCAUCAUCCCCAGCAGCCUGCAUGCCGUGGGCCCCAUUCGCAGACGCUACUCUGACAAAUGCAACCUGGCUAUGGACCAAGACAUUGUGCAGAAUAAGGAGUUCUAUUUGAGCACGGAGGUCAGACCACCGUUUACAUAUGCAGCUUUGAUAAGGCAGGCGAUUUUUGAGUCCCCAGAAAAGCAGCUAACACUAAAUGAAAUCUACAACUGGUUCACGCGAACCUUUGCAUAUUUCAGACGCAAUGCAGCAACAUGGAAGAAUGCAGUACGGCAUAACCUCAGCCUCCACAAGUGCUUCGUCAGAGUGGAGAAUGUGAAAGGAGCUGUUUGGACUGUGGAUGAACUGGAGUUUCAGAAAAGAAGACCUCAGAAAAUCACUGGCUCACCCUCUUUGGUGAAGAACAUCCAGUCAAGUCUUGGCCAGAGCUCUGCUCUGUCUGCUCUCCAAGCUGCGAUGGUGGACAGCAGCUUGUCACUGUAUGGUUCUGCCUCUGUAGGAGGCUCCAGCCUCAAGACUCUGGUCAGCGCAAUGCACGAAGAGUCGAGUUUCCAUGAGCAUGACGAUGGCUCCCACAGUGACUCCAGCCUUGAUCUGUCUCCUCUGUCUGCUCUACAACAUGCUGGAUUUAAAGGGCAGCAGAUGGAGAGGGAGUACUUGGAAAGCUCCAUGUCGCCAGAGAUGGGAGAUGAAGACAGCCCUGAUAUCGAUCACGACGCAGAUUAUCCUGAAGAGCACGAGCCGCACACUGCUCGUCCCAUUGCUUUUUCUUGAAGCCCAGCCAUUCUGCAGCCACUUAACCAGCUAAUCAGUGUACCAGCAGACUCGGGGAAUGUCCACAUAUUCCACUUGGGAACAAACUAUUUAUUCUUGGAGCUACCUGUCAUUUUUUUUGUAUGCAGGGGAUUAACCUCAACGGUACUAAAGGGCUCCUCUGUGUUGAGCUCAUACACGUAAUGGUUAGCCCAUAGACUAGCAGAGGAUGUUCAUGGCUAUUCAGCCAUUGCUUAUGUGUCUUGAGUCUACAUUUUAAAAUAAGCACUACACACUACCUAGAUGCAGAAUCUAAUCACUGUAAUCAGGUGAUUUAUGUUAUGAUUAUCUCAAAUAUUUUUUUUUUGACACUAGAAGCACCUAGGACCAGACUUUGUUCAGUUUUAUUGUAGUAUGUGUAGGAACUCUGGGAACUUUAAUUUGCCCUGCGUAUGAGUCUUCUCGCAUCUGCUAAACUGUUUUUAAUCACCACUGCCUCAAAAUGAUGCGGUUAGUUACCAUAUGGAGUCACAUUUGACCAUUAAUUAUAGGUCUGCUCACUGAAAUUCUGAAUGUCUUUAGAACGUUGCUUUUUUUUUCUCUCUCUCUCCUCCUAGUAGAACCAAAACCAAAGGGGAACAUUUUAUAACCAGCACUUGAUUUUUUUUUUCCACUUGUUUGUAUAGAAUGUUACAAUAUAAAAUUACAUAGAAACAUCCCAACAAAAUGGCUGAAAUGUUUGUUCUAUUGAUGAGGUGGUUCCAGUGAUUUAAAGCAAACGUCUCUAGAUGUGUGGAACAGCAUUUUUGGCUCGUCUUUCGGUAGGUGUUAUUCCCCUGCUAUAGAUAUCAGCCACAGUUACCAAAGAUUGUAAAUUGCUUUUUAUGAUAUGUACUUUGUUUACAUGGUCCAUUUUGAUAUACCCGUAACUGAAAUGUUUGCCUUACAGCUAAUUGGGGACUCAGUGGGCUGUGCUGAUUGUCCUUAAGGUUGCAUGGAAUGUGUAAUGUUUAAACCUGAUUGGACAUAAAGUAUGAAAAAGUAUGAAAA
Messenger RNA from Neoarius graeffei (lesser salmon catfish), 3122 nucleotides. RefSeq names its product forkhead box P1a (gene foxp1a). Gene Ontology annotation, cellular component: nucleus. The record is from RefSeq and is a predicted model, not a curated record. Gene Ontology annotation, biological process: regulation of transcription by RNA polymerase II. Lineage: Eukaryota; Metazoa; Chordata; Actinopteri; Siluriformes; Ariidae. Gene Ontology annotation, molecular function: DNA-binding transcription repressor activity, RNA polymerase II-specific; RNA polymerase II cis-regulatory region sequence-specific DNA binding. The coding region runs from base 192 to 2093 and encodes 633 amino acids. The transcript is spliced from 18 exons.